AUGGUGAAGCUAUUCAUCGGAAACCUGACCGAGGAGACUGGGAGGGAUGAAAUCGAAGCUCUCUUCACACCGUACGGCGUGGUUACAGAAUGCGCCAAGUACAAAAAUUACGCCUUUGUCCACAUGGAGGACCGCAAGGCGGCCACCAAAGCAAUCCGAGAGCUCAAUAUGUAUCAGCUUAACGGCAGAGCUAUGAAUGUCGAGCCUAGCCGAGGGAACAACCAAGGUCCAGUCAAGAUCCACAUCGCCAAUGUGGAAAGGGGAUUUGACCAAGAGCUGAGAGAGCUGUUUGAGGAGUACGGUACAGUCAACGAGUGUUCUAUUGUGAAGAAUUUUGCUUUUGUUCACAUGGCCAACUCUGAGGAAGCAAUGGAUGCCAUCAAGGGCCUGGAUAACACAAGGUUUCAAGGGCAAAACAUCCAUGUUCAGCUGUCGAAAAGCAAGCCCGCCUGGGGCGCAGGAGAGGAGGACUUUGGUCCGCCGCCACCACCGCCCGGUCGAGGAGGUUUUUACCCUCCUCAUCCCCCUCGCUUCCAUCCCGAGCCUCCUUACGGGGGUCGCAUGGGCUCUUACCCGCCUCCGCCACCACCCCCGCCCCCUCCUCCGAGACGACCCAUGUAUCCUGACCGCAGCUAUGGCGGCGAGCGCGAAGGAUACGGCGGCGGCGGUGGUGGUGGCGGCGGCGGUGGCGUUGUUGAUUUUUACGAGAAAUACCGCGCCCGUCCUUACGGAGCCCCGGGGUACGACGAUAGGCGUUCCGGGGCCAUCCCGCCCCCUCCGCCGCCACCUCCCUCGGCGAUGGGAAGAGAACGCGUCGCGAUGGGUGCCCACGAAGCGUACGACCGUCGGCCAGGCCCCCAUCCUCCCGCGCCUUACAUGGCCCGAGACCGCAGUCCCAUUAGGCGAGCCCCCCAUCCUCCUCCGCCUCCAGCUCCCGCAUCUGGUAACGGCUACUCCUACGAGCGCACCCGUUUUACCCCGCAGAUGAAACCUCAGCCGUACGCUGCUCCGUACCCCCGGAACAGCUACGCGCAAAGCGGCCCCAUGCCAGCACCGCCGCAGCCCAACUAUGGCGCCUAUCAGGCCCAUGGAGUGUAA
Nerophis lumbriciformis (worm pipefish) is the source of this 1098-nucleotide messenger RNA. The record is from RefSeq and is a predicted model, not a curated record. NCBI's taxonomy places the organism in Eukaryota, Metazoa, Chordata, Actinopteri, Syngnathiformes, Syngnathidae.